Molecule: messenger RNA, 420 nt
Organism: Entamoeba invadens IP1
Lineage: Eukaryota; Evosea; Mastigamoebida; Endamoebidae
Exons: 2
Coding region: 1-420 (139 amino acids)
Biological process (GO): DNA replication
Molecular function (GO): structural molecule activity
Source: RefSeq, a predicted model, not a curated record
AUGAGUAAACAACAACCAAAUGAAAAAAGAUGUGUAAGAAGUCUCAAGCCGGCUGGGGCAGCCGAAAACAAACCCACUGAGGCAGUGGUGAAAAAAACCAUUAAAGCAGAGGUAAAAGACUUCAGAAUAGAUGCAAAAAACCUAUUCCUGACAUACCCACAGUGCGAUAUAUAUAAAGUAAUAGCACUAAAACAGGUGAAAGGCGCACUUUUCAACAGGGGAGUAAAGUACAUUUUAGUCUGUAAAGAAGAUCACCACGAGAAUGAUGAAAGAAAACUUCCUAAAUAUUGGGGAAUAUCUUCUCGCAGAAAAAAGUACCACGGUCAUUACGAAAAGGUCGAUAGUUCAGUAAACGUCAUGAAAUAUGUAAAGAAAGACGGUGACUGGAUAGAAGAGGGAACUGCUCCAGUGGAAAAAUGA